AAUAAUUUAAAAUAACGGCGAAAGCGUUCUCAGAACGAUAUGAAAACCAUAUUAUUGUCGCCCUGUUAUUAUUAACAAAUUAAUCACAAUGAUCUUUUUUUCUCUCUUUCACCUCGCAGUAGGGUGUUCACAAUCUGCAUGAUUCACAGGAAAUAAAACGCGAAGAUAAUUUCAUAAAAACUUAAGGAAGACAAUCAACCGACAAUUAACAGAAUUAACAAAAAUAUCACAAAACAACAAUGGUUACAUAAAACUGUAACCGCACAACCCACGACAUGAGAAAGCUUGUGUGAUCAGAACAAUCCCUGCCAAAAAGUAUCGCGUGCGCACGCGCACCGCCAGCAAUGCUCGCGUUUCCGGUCAGCGGAGGAAUAUAUUAUCUAACGAGAAUUCCUUUUGCCAAAUAUGGAAUGAGAUGAAAAUUACCUUUCAUUUUUAUGAUCAUUUCGCCUUAUUAACUAAGUGCAACCACAAACCUUUUCAUUUCGUUUCUACAUGUCAGCAGUGCGCAAGCGUGAUAAAACUCAAUACGUGUUGAACAGGUUAAAAGAAGAAGUCAUGGAUGUUGAUGAAAAGAAUAUCGAGAAACAAAUCAUCGCCGACAGCAAUGAUGACAAGAAAGUCUGUGCAGAUAACAACAACAGCGACAAUGAAAACAACAACAAAGACAAUCGAACGCCAAAAUGUGCUCGUUGCCGAAAUCACGGAGUUGUUAAUGGACUUAAAGGACAUAAACAUUAUUGUCCAUGGAGAAAUUGUUACUGUACUCAAUGUCAGAAUGUUGUAGAACGACAGAGGAUCACUGCUUCAAGAGUUGCUGCAUUGAGACAACAGCGAAAGUUGAGCGAGACGUAUAGAAAAGAGAUCCAUAGUGUUGAAAAGUUUGAGAAUAUGAAGAAGAAAGAAGAGAAAUCGUAUGUUAGUUUAGACAGCAUCAAAUAUUUCAACCAUGUUGGAUCAUAUGCAAGUGAAAAAAAAGAUUUUCGUCGAAGUGACAGUCAAAGUGAAAGAAGUUCAACUGGCACUCCCGCUUCCAUAUCGCCGCCAUUAUCGCCAUCUUUAAUAUCACCUAAACCAAGAUGGUCGCCAAAACUCAAAUGUCAACAAACAAUUAAAGAACGUCGAAGUCCGUACUCACCUCCGUUAAACACAACCAUACAGUGCCCGGAAAAAAAUUGUUACGAAUGCAUGAAAAUCGCUCGAGCGUGUGAAUUUGAAAAAGACUUGCAGUACUUAAAAAACACGUUUCCUUUGUAUUCGAUACGUUCACUGGAACAAACGUUACUUCGAUCAAAUGGCAACCUAAUGGAAGCCCUACAAGGCAUCUUAUUUACUUUGCGAUCCGAUCCGUAUUAUCAAUCGCUAAAAUCGUCAGUAUGUCGAGAUCCUUUCUGCAAAGAUUGUAUUCUUAAUGAAUAUAAGAUUAAAAAAGGAAAGUUAUUUUCCAAAGAAGAAAAUAUCGAGGACAAAGUUAACAGAAAGGACCCGCCAUCUUUGAUUAAAUAUUGUCGAUCUUGCACCAUGCACAUUGAUAUUAAUGAUAAAUAUUGUGGAAAAUGUGGCUGGAGGCAAUAGUUUUUUAAACACCAAACAACUAUUGAAGUUUUGAUGUUAAACGAUAUAACAAAACUACUCUCUGUUUUCUAAGGAGAGGUAUUCGUGCAUGGAAACAUAUUGCAUGUUGUUGGCUAAACCUUCAUUUAUGAUCUCAUACAGGACUUGUGAACACAGCUGGGUAGUGGGUCACAUGUUGAACUACUGGUUACAAAUUGGAGAUUAUCGAGGCAAAACAUGCAAUUUGUUUCUUUGUAGUAAUUCUGUAUAUAAAAUACCUUGUAUAUAGUAUCUUCUUAAUGUUUGUCUAUAUUGUUAUAUUGCUUUUUUCAAUAGGAUAUAUAAAUAUAUAUAUAAAGAUAGACCACUGGUUAUUAUAGAAAAAAAAAGGUUAUGAAUUAA
Hydractinia symbiolongicarpus is the source of this 1956-nucleotide messenger RNA. RefSeq names its product doublesex- and mab-3-related transcription factor A2-like. The record is from RefSeq and is a predicted model, not a curated record. Gene Ontology annotation, cellular component: nucleus. Bases 496 to 1575 code for a protein of 359 amino acids. Gene Ontology annotation, molecular function: DNA-binding transcription factor activity, RNA polymerase II-specific; RNA polymerase II cis-regulatory region sequence-specific DNA binding. Gene Ontology annotation, biological process: regulation of transcription by RNA polymerase II; sex differentiation. NCBI's taxonomy places the organism in Eukaryota, Metazoa, Cnidaria, Hydrozoa, Anthoathecata, Hydractiniidae. The transcript is spliced from 3 exons.